Messenger RNA from Olea europaea var. sylvestris, 1788 nucleotides. RefSeq names its product protein FAR1-RELATED SEQUENCE 5-like. The transcript has 2 exons. Bases 1 to 1788 code for a protein of 595 amino acids. Gene Ontology annotation, biological process: regulation of DNA-templated transcription. The record is from RefSeq and is a predicted model, not a curated record. NCBI's taxonomy places the organism in Eukaryota, Viridiplantae, Streptophyta, Magnoliopsida, Lamiales, Oleaceae. Gene Ontology annotation, molecular function: zinc ion binding.
AUGGAAGACGUAGAAGAUGAGCCUAUUGAUGUUUUGAUGGAAUCCGAUACUGAGAAUAUUACGGAGUUUGUGAAUGUAGUCGAAGACGAAACAUCAGGGGGGAUGGGUUACAAGUGCCUGAGGUGGGUAUGCUAUUUAAGCAUGAAGAAGAUAUGUAUAACUUCUACAAAAAAAUAUGCUUAUGCCGUUGGUUUUCCCGUGAAAAAAAGGAAUUCAAAGAAGGGGGAGGAUGGAGUAUUGAGAUACCUAACGUUAACAUGUAGUCGUGAAGGACGAUUAAAUGGUAAUACUAGUAGUUCACUGAAGCCGCAACCAACAGUUAAGAUGGGUUGUAAAGCAAGGAUAGCUGCAUCUUUAGAUAUCCUGGGAAAUUGGAGAAUUAAUGCGGUCCACCUAGAGUACAAUCAUGAGACAAGUCCAUCUAAGUUCAGGUUAUAUCGAUGCAACCGAACUUUGACUGCACAUGUGAAAAAGAAGCUUGAAGUGAAUGAUUUAGCACGGAUUCCAUUGCAUAAGAGUUACAAUUUCGCAGUUGUAGAAGCCGGUGGAUAUGAGAACAUGACUUGCAUUGAAAAAGAUUGUUGGAACUAUGUCGAACGAGUUAGGCAAUUACGACUUGGAGAGGGCGACGCUGUAGCAAUACAAUCAUACUUUUCAAGAAUGCAAGCUCAAUAUAAUCGAUGUAGGCUAGUGUACAAGGAGUUUGAUGAUGUGGUUACUUUUGAUACCACAUAUCUUACUAAUAAGUAUGACUUGCCAUUCGCCCCCUUUGUUGGCGUCAAUCAUCACGGACAGUCAACAUUACUUGGUUGUGGGUUACUGUCGAAUGAGGACACUGAGACCUUCGUAUGGUUGUUCAGAACAUGGCUUCAGUGUAUGUAUGGUGAAGCUCCACAGGCCAUAAUUACCGAUCAGGAUAGAGCCAUGCAAAAUGCAAUUGAGAUUGUCUUCCCGAAGACGAAGCAUAGAUGGUGUUUGUGGCAUAUUUUGAAGAAGCUCCUGGAAAAGUUUGGAUACCACGUGGAUAAGGGUUUGAUAUUUGGGGCUAUACAUGAAUUAGUGUAUGAUUCACAGUUGGAACAAGAAUUUGAAGAAGGUUGGAUGGCAAUGAUUAACACCUAUAGUUUGCAGCAAAAUAAUUGGUUGUCAGGAUUAUAUGAGAAUAGAGGGCGUUGGGUGCCUUGUUUUUUGAAAAUAACUUUUUGGGUAGGAAUGUCAACAACACAGAGAAGCGAGAGUAUGAAUGCGUUCCUCGAUGGAUAUGUGCAUUCGAAGACAUUGUUGAAGCAAUUCGUCGAACAGUACGAAAGUGCUCUUAGGAAUAAGGUCGAGAAGGAACUCCAAGCUGAUUUCAAGUCGUUCUCUCAAAUGAUACCGUGUGCAACACAGUUCGAAAUGGAAGAACAGUUUCGAUCAGUUUACACGAUAUCGAAAUUUCGGGAAGUUAAAGAAGAUUUCACGGGUAAGAUCUACUAUAACGUCAUAUCUACAUCAGAAGGAUCUUCUAAGACGACUUAUAAUGUACGGGAGACUAUUAUGUAUGGUGGUCGUUGCAAGAGAAAAAAUUGCGUCGUGUCAUUUGUGAGAAAUAAUUGCGAAGUUGUUUGUAGCUGCCACUUGUUUGAGUUUAGAGGAAUACUUUGUAGGCAUACAAUAGUGGUUCUGGACUUGAACAACGUCACAUGUAUUCCAGAUCGGUAUAUUUUGCGGAGAUGGAGGAGGGACGUUCGUAGAGCACACACGAGAGUUCCAGUAAACUAUGCAGGGUUAGAGACUACUCCUGCAUAA